CCGCGAGUCGGGUGGGGGGGCUUUGUGCGCGGCGGCGGCGGCGGCGGCGGCGGCGGCGGGAGCGGACGGCGGCGGCGGCCAGGACGGCGGCGCGGGCCGAGGGGGACGGUGCGCGGGUCGCCGCGAAGAGACGUGCGAAGGCCGCGUCGAGCGCCGAGGUCUCCGCUGCGCCGGCCCGGCCGCCGGCCACAGGCUGCUCUCCAGCGGCGGCAGCGGCUGCGCGGCGACCCCCAUCCCUCCGGCAGCCCUUCCCCGCGCACCUCCGGCUGCCCUCCGCCUCGCCGCCCCGCCUCGCGCCCGGCCCGGCCCGGCCGUGGCCCUCCUUGGUGCUGGCCGCCAUGGCAGAGGCGUCCGGCGCCGGGGAAAUCUAGCCCGGGGAUUUCAUGCGGCCUAGCUUGGUUCCGUCUCCUUCCCCCGCGGCCCCGGCGGCUGCCCGCACCCCAGCCCCACUCCGGGCCUCCGUGUCUCUCCUGUUAUCGUACUGACACGGCCGGGGGGUUAGAAUGGAACAAACUGAAGGCCCGAUGAGAGAAAGGGAAAGUUAAGGAUGCUGGAGCAGAACAAUGGAUUUCUCUUUCUCUUUCAUGCAAGGGAUCAUGGGAAACACAAUUCAGCAACCACCUCAACUCAUUGACUCCGCCAAUAUCCGUCAGGAGGAUGCCUUUGAUAACAACAGUGACAUUGUUGAAGAUGGUGGCCAGACACCGUAUGAAGCUACCUUGCAGCAAGGCUUUCAGUACCCACCUACGACAGAAGAUCUUCCUCCACUCACGAAUGGCUAUCCACCUUCAAUCAACAUGUAUGAAACUCAAACCAAAUACCAAUCAUAUAGUCAGUAUCCCAAUGGGUCAGCCAAUGGCUUUGGUGCAGUUAGAAACUUUAGCCCCACUGACUAUUACCAUUCAGAAAUUCCAAACACAAGACCACAUGAAAUUCUGGAAAAACCGUCUCCUCCACAGCCGCCACCACCUCCUUCGGUACCACAAACUGUGAUUCCAAAGAAGACUGGCUCACCUGAAAUUAAACUAAAAAUAACCAAAACUAUCCAGAAUGGCAGGGAAUUGUUUGAGUCUUCCCUUUGUGGAGACCUUUUAAAUGAAGUACAGGCAAGUGAGCACACAAAGUCAAAGCAUGAAAGCAGAAAAGAAAAGAGGAAAAAAAGCAACAAGCAUGAUUCAUCCAGAUCUGAAGAGCGCAAGUCACACAAAAUCCCCAAAUUAGAACCAGAGGAGCAAAAUGGACCAAAUGAGAGGAUUGACACUGUAUCAGAAAAGCCAAGAGAAGAUCCAGUAGUAAAAGAGGAAACCCCAGUUCAACCAGUAUUAUCUUCUGUCCCAACAACGGAAGUGUCUGCUGGUGUUAGGUUCCAGGUUGGCGAUCUUGUUUGGUCUAAGGUGGGAACCUAUCCUUGGUGGCCUUGUAUGGUUUCAAGUGAUCCCCAGCUUGAGGUUCAUACCAAAAUUAACACAAGAGGUGCCCGGGAGUAUCAUGUCCAGUUUUUUAGCAACCAGCCCGAGAGGGCAUGGGUUCAUGAAAAGCGGGUACGAGAGUAUAAAGGUCAUAAACAGUAUGAGGAGUUACUGGCUGAAGCAACCAAACAAGCCAGCAAUCAUUCUGAGAAACAAAAGAUUCGGAAACCCCGACCUCAGAGAGAACGUGCUCAGUGGGAUAUAGGCAUUGCUCAUGCUGAGAAAGCAUUGAAAAUGACCCGAGAGGAAAGGAUAGAACAAUAUACUUUUAUCUAUAUUGAUAAACAGCCUGAGGAGGCUUUAUCCCAAGCAAAAAAGAAUGUUGGCUCCAAAGCUGAAGUUAAAAAAACUCGAAGACCAAGAUCAGUGCUGAAUACUCAGCCAGAACAGACCAAUGCUGGUGAGGUACCUUCCUCACUAUCAAGUACUGAAAAUCGGAGACAUAGCCAGAGGCGGCAUACCAGUGUGGAAGAGGAAGAAGCACCUCCUGUUAAAAUUGCCUGGAAAACAGCAGCAGCAAGGAAAUCCUUACCAGCUUCAAUUACAAUGCACAAAGGGAGCCUGGAUUUGCAGAAAUGUAACAUGUCUCCAGUUGUGAAAAUUGAACAAGUGUUUGCUCUUCAGAAUGCUACAGGAGAUGGGAAAUUUAUUGACCAAUUUGUUUAUUCAACAAAGGGAAUUGGUAAUAAAACAGAAAUAAGCGUCAGAGGACAAGACAGACUUAUAAUUUCUACACCAAACCAGAGAAAUGAAAAGGCAACUCAGAAUAUAUCGUCUCCUGAACCAACAUCUGGUCUUACAGGCUCAGUAGAAAAGAAGCAACAGAGAAGAUCAAUUAGAACACGAUCUGAAUCAGAGAAAUCCACUGAGGUUGUGCCAAAGAAGAAGAUCAAAAAGGAGCAGGUUGAAACAGUUCCUCAGGCUACUGUGAAGACUGGAUUACAGAAAGGUGCCAGCGAGAUUUCAGAUUCCUGUAAACCUCUAAAGAAAAGGAGUCGCGCCUCAACUGAUGUAGAAAUGACUAGUUCAGCAUACAGAGACACAUCUGACUCCGAUUCUAGAGGACUGAGUGAUCUGCAGGUAGGCUUUGGGAAGCAAGUAGAUAGCCCUUCAGCUACUGCAGAUGCAGACAUUUCUGAUGUGCAGUCUGUGGAUUCAAGUUUUUCGAGAAGAGGCGCUGGAAUGAGUAAGAAGGAUACUGUGUGUCAGAUUUGUGAAAGCUCUGGUGAUUCUCUGAUUCCUUGUGAGGGAGAGUGCUGCAAAUACUUUCACCUGGAGUGCCUAGGACUGACAUCACUCUCUGAUGGAAAGUUUAUCUGCAUGGAAUGUAAAACUGGACAGCACCUAUGUUUUUCAUGCAAGGUGUCUGGUACAGAUGUGAAGCGUUGCUCCGUUGGUGCUUGUGGGAAAUUUUAUCAUGAAGCCUGUGUCCGCAAAUUCCCCACUGCCAUCUUCGAAUCAAAAGGAUUCCGCUGUCCCCAGCACUGCUGCUCUGCCUGCUCUAUGGAGAAAGAUAUCCACAAAGCAAGUAAAGGUCGCAUGAUGAGAUGUUUGAGAUGUCCAGUAGCCUAUCACUCUGGAGAUGCUUGCAUUGCUGCAGGAAGCAUAUUUGUAUCCUCCUACAUUCUCAUCUGUAGUAAUCAUUCCAAACGGAGCAGCAAUUCUUCCUCUGCUGUAAAUGUAGGCUUUUGUUUCGUUUGUGCAAGAGGGCUGAUAGUUCAGGACCAUUCAGACCCCAUGUUCAGUUCAUAUGCCUAUAAGUCCCACUACCUACUGAAUGAAUCAAAUCGUGCAGAGUUGAUGAAAUUACCUAUGAUUCCUUCUUCGUCAGCUUCCAAAAAGAAAUGUGAGAAAGGUGGAAGACUGCUCUGCUGUGAAUCGUGCCCAGCUUCCUUCCACCCGGAAUGCCUGAGCAUAGAAAUGCCAGAAGGCUGCUGGAAUUGUAAUGACUGUAAAGCUGGCAAGAAACUACAUUACAAGCAGAUUGUUUGGGUCAAAUUGGGAAAUUACAGGUGGUGGCCAGCCGAGAUCUGCAAUCCCAGGUCCGUGCCACUGAACAUCCAAGGCCUUAAGCAUGACUUAGGGGACUUCCCUGUGUUCUUCUUUGGUUCUCAUGACUACUAUUGGGUGCACCAGGGCAGAGUAUUCCCUUAUGUUGAAGGAGACAAAAGUUUUGCUGAGGGACAGACAAGUAUUAACAAAACCUUCAAGAAAGCACUGGAAGAAGCUGCAAAGCGUUUCCAGGAAUUAAAAGCACAACGAGAAAGUAAAGAAGCACUAGAGAUUGAAAAGAACUCAAGAAAACCCCCUCCCUACAAACACAUCAAAGCUAACAAGGUUAUAGGAAAAGUCCAGAUCCAUGUUGCAGACCUAUCAGAGAUUCCCCGCUGCAACUGCAAGCCUGCUGAUGAGAACCCUUGCGGCUUAGAAUCUGAGUGCCUGAACAGAAUGUUGCAGUAUGAGUGUCACCCGCAGGUAUGCCCAGCUGGAGAUCGAUGCCAGAACCAGUGCUUUACAAAGAGGCUCUACCCUGAUGCAGAAAUCAUCAAAACGGAGCGAAGAGGCUGGGGCCUCAGGACCAAAAGGAGCAUUAAGAAGGGUGAAUUUGUAAACGAAUAUGUUGGAGAAUUAAUUGAUGAAGAAGAAUGCAGAUUGAGAAUCAAACGAGCCAACGAGAACAGUGUAACUAAUUUUUAUAUGUUAACAGUUACCAAGGAUCGUAUAAUUGAUGCUGGCCCAAAAGGAAAUUAUUCUCGCUUUAUGAACCACAGUUGUAAUCCAAACUGUGAAACACAAAAGUGGACAGUGAAUGGGGAUGUUCGAGUUGGACUUUUUGCUCUUUGUGAUAUUCCUGCAGGGAUGGAGUUAACAUUUAAUUAUAACCUGGAUUGUCUGGGCAAUGGCAGAACAGAGUGCCACUGUGGGGCAGAGAACUGCAGUGGUUUUCUAGGAGUACGGCCGAAGUCUGCAUGUGCGUCAACAACUGAGGAAAAGACAAAAAAUGCUAAAUUAAAGCAGAAGAGACGAAAAAUUAAAGCAGAACCAAAGCAGAUGCAUGAAGAUUUCUGUUUUCAAUGUGGAGAUGGUGGAGAGCUGGUCAUGUGUGACAAAAAAGACUGUCCCAAAGCAUACCACCUCCUAUGCCUUAACCUGACACAGCCACCAUACGGAAAGUGGGAAUGCCCGUGGCAUCAGUGCAGUGAGUGCAGCAGUGCAGCUGUUUCCUUCUGUGAAUUCUGUCCACAUUCAUUUUGUAAAGAUCAUGACAAGGGGGCACUGGUUCCCUCUGCACUGGAAGGCCGGCUCUGCUGCUCUGAACAUGACCCUGUAGCUCCUGUGUCACCAGAAUACUGGAGCAAGAUCAAAUGUAAAUUGGAAUCACAAGAUCAUGGAGAAGAAGUAAAAGAAUAAAUGGGUGGUGAUUUCCCUUUUUUUUUUUUUUUUUUUCAUUUAAAUGAAAAAAGGAAAAGAAAAGCAAAUAGAUAAUGCCUUUGUAAAACAGAGACUGCUGCAGUGCAUACAACCUUUGCCAUCAGUACUGCCUUAUUAAAAGCAAAAAUGGGGGAGGGGGGACUGGAAUGUGCAGGCAGAAGCUGUUGGUAGUGUCUGGUUUUUCUGUUUUGUUUUCAUGGUUUGAGGAUUCUUUUAUGGAGGGUUAAAUACCCUUGGUCUUUUAUUGUGCUUCAAUGCCUUUUCAGCUGGAAAGAGUUGUCUUUGCUUUUCAUUAAGAACAAGUGAAAAGAAAAUGACGAGAUAAACUUAAAGUCUAGGAUGUAUUCUGUGGGUAUAAAAAGCAAAAGUUGCCAUCAUUCCUUUAUUUAUUUUUUUUAAGUUUUGAGAAGUGUAGUUCAGAUAGUCCGUAAUUAAUGUAUGUGUGCAUAUGUGUGUUUUAAGUAGGAAUUGGAGAAAGCCCUCUAGGAAAGGGUAUAAUGAUCAUUAUAUACCUCUUCACUGAGCAGUAAGUAGGCUAACUUCUCUUUCAGAAUGUUUUUCAUAGUCUUUUAGAAGGGCUUAAUGGGAGUGUUGAAUCUGGCCUCUUGAAAAGAAAAUGACUCCGUGGAUUUUACCUGUCUGGUCUUAAACUGGGUGGGCUUUGUAAUUUGAUAACUUUAUCUAGAAAGGUAUAAAAUGUGGUUUUGAUUUUUUUUUUUAGAGGGAAAAAAGAAACAAUGCACUCAUUGAAAUGUUUUCCAUUGACAAUGGGUAUUUUGAUGAAGUGCAUUUGUGUGGAUAUGAAUGCAUAGUUAGAAUGGACAUCCCUGUUAUCAUGAUACAUUGAUAAAGGCAGCUAGAGAGAGAUGAAAGGCACAGACCAAAAGUUGAAUCAUAGAAGCACCAUUUCCCGUCUCAUUUUAUGUAGAGCUAGGUCUAGCUUGGAGAGAAUUAUGGGAUUUUAAUUUCUGUUCUGCUUCCCUUUCCUGAUCAAACAUUCCCUUUGUCAACUGACCAUUCAAUCAUGUUUCCUGGUGAAACUGCAGAAAUUAAUUUGAAUUGUAUUCAAAUAGAUCUUUUUGGUUUAGUGUUCUUAAUUUGGGGAGUAAACGGGAUAGGGGCAUCCCCCAGUUACAUGUGAACAAUUUCUGUUCAUUACUAUCCAGUACUUAAAAUCGUCCCCAUUGAGAAGGGGAACACUUCUACUUCUACAGGGUAUGUAAGAGCCACACAGCACACUUCAUCUUAGAAAGCACUUAGGGAAAGCUCCCAAGAAAGUCAGUGUUAGCAGAAGUGGUUGGCUGAUGCUUGAAUCUCACAGAUGCAAGUGUAUUAAGAUGUCUGCUCACAAAACUCACUUGCUUUUAAUGCUUAGGAAUAUGUAUAUUCCAGUAUUCCUUGUAUGAAGUAACUAGUAAUGUCAGACAUUGCUGUAACACUGUAUUAAGUAGAAGUCUAGGUAGGGUUAGCUUGAAUGAACGUUCUCGUUCUCUGUGAAUGUUGACUGCUUACCAUUGCUGGUACCUGAUAGCAGUUAUUUUCCCUCAAAAAGUACCUAGUAACCUUAUGAAGGUAGGGAAGAUAGACGCUCCACUACAUUCCUCCAGUUGUGUUACCUGUGUUCCUUUUUCUUAGCAACUUAGAGCUCUUCUCUGGAAAAAAGAAGAAAAAAAGCUGUUUUGUGCCUCUUUUUUUGUAUGUAAAUGUGCAAUUAUACUGGAUUUUCUCUUUUAAAAAACAAAAACAAACAAAAAACACUACAAUUCCUUUAUUUAAGCUCCUAAACUGCCAUUUGCCUGAGUCCAGCAAUACUGAGGUAACUCAUUGGGUCUCCAGUUAUUCUAUUGAUUAGAUGUGGUCCCAACAGAAGAGCAAAAAUAGAAAAUGCUGUCCAUGUUACCAGGAAUAGUUGCUACAAGUAACAUGGAUUACAGAUCACCAAAACACUAACCUUUGCUCUUGAGCAGUUAUAUAGUUUGAUGUCCUUUUAAAUAAUUUAAGAAAAUCUAGGUUUUAUCAUACUAAAACUUUAUUUUAUAUAUGUAUAUGAUAAAUGUUUGUUUUUCUAAACUUACUAACAUGAAGGAUUUCCUUUAAUAUUUGAAAUUGCAACUCUUGUUGAAACAGUAUCCAACAUGAAAUCUUAACUCCUUGCUUUGUUUUUAGACUUAGUGCUAUUUAAUAUCUGAUGACUUUUAUAUGGUAAGCCAGGGUAUAUAUCCUAUAUACUGCAAAUACCUUAGGUUUAAGUAUUUUUAUGCAGCUUCUUCAUUGUGUCACAUUUUGUUUGUAUUAUCUGUAAACAGAGCUCUGCUGAGAUUUUAAAGAUCUUUUUUGGGAGGUAAAGACGGAUGACUAAUAGGAUUGUUCUGCCAUUUCAGAAAUCAGGGUAGAAAACAAAAUAGCUAACCAUGCUCUGGAAUCUUUGUCCAUGAUGUUCUUCCAUGAUCUAUAAAGUGGAUUUAGUCAUGCCAGAAUCAAGGAACUUUCUUCACACCUCCAUAGUAUCACUGUUGAUCUCUUUUACAUAUCUUUAAAUGGCACGUUUUGGAAGCUUUAUUUGUGCAUAGUAUAUCUGCGCCAUGCUUGCCUGUGCUCCAUCAGUGAGAUAGUCCAGAAGACUCACUGCUCACUCAUAGUCUGAAGUUGAUAUUUGUUGCCUUUAUAAAUCUGUAUGUGGUCAGAGCAUAAAUUGUUGGUUUUUAUUCUUGUCCAAAAAAUUGAAAUAACUUAAAGCAGCAUAGAAUAAUGGUGGUUUUUUUUAAAACCUCGUAUUAACUCUUUAGAGAAAAUGUGAAUGUAAGAUUUUUGAUAAUCAGCAUAAACCUUCAGAAUUUGGACAACAACUGAAGAUGAAAUGCUGGGAAACCUUCCAGGGACUGUGCAGUGCAGGGAGGGAGGGGCUGGACCUUGGCGGGUGUGAGGAGUCGCAGAGCUGCCUGGAGCUGGCUACCCAAGGGGUAGGUGGCUGGCCCUUCAUCCCUGGAGGGCUGAGAAGUUGGAGGAAGUGAUUUACUUCUUUAUUAUCUAAUCAGGGCUAGAGUUAGGAGUGAGAUGGGUUUUAUUUUCAUUUUUGUUUUAACACGUCCCCACUGUAUCUUAAUACUUAAAUUAUUAUCUGGCCUAAAACCAUAGAAUAGGCCGAUUUUUAGAAUCAUUGAAACUUGGCAAUUUCUGGGUAUUCAAGCAAGGAACAUGUAAAAAAACAUAUAAUGGAGGGAAACCUAUUCCCUUAGCUCCUUUCCGCCAUUUCCACAUAAUAUUUGGAAAUAUGCCUGUAAAUAACAUUGUAAAGUUGAGAUAAUCAUAUAAAGGACUUGCAGACUUGGCAGGCUGUUGGACAGCUGUCUUUCCUGGUUCAUGAAGUGGUCUGUUGCACCUGUACUCGUUGGAUCCAUACCUGUUUUCCAAUCGGGGUCAAACUUGUAGUUUGGAAAAAGCCCAGCUAGCUAUACAGAAUAACCUCUGAACUUCCCAGAAUUUGUUGCUUGUCUUUCAUUCCAUUUUUAAAUACAAAGCAUUUACCUUAAAGUCAAGGUGCUGCCACAUGCCAUGUCCCAACAGGAUAAGAAAACAAGUCACCAUAGAGUCCUUACAGCUGGGGAAGCUUAAUAUACUUCUACACGAGGUUCAGUGACAUUGGGAACUUGCUUUAUUGCUGGGCAGUGCACAUCAGACUCGAGUUACUUCUCACGAGGCAGAUACAUCAGCCACCCCAAGUUGUCCAAGUUGCUGCAGACAUGAAAGGAUUAUUUGGAAUGAUUUCCUGUGACCUUGGCCACCUGGAAUUGGCCUCUGGUUAUUUGUAAACAAAGAGUAGAACUCACUUGCAUUUUCAGAUGACUAGGGAAUAGCUCUCAUGAGACAGCUUUGCCAUGAAUUUAAGAAUAUUGAAAAGUUGGAAAUUUGUAUAUACUGAUAUCUACCAACUUUUAUCUAGAGUGGGGUACAGGGAGAAAAGGGGGUUAUACGAGGGAAUGGGAGGGGAAUGAUGAUGUUUACCACAGGUACGAAGUAGUCACUUUAACAUUUGAGACCUCUGCCUCAUUGAAUUCAGGUUUUUUUAAGUACUUGAAACUCUUCAGAUUCUCCUUAUUUUACAGUUAUUUUUCAAUUUCUGAAGUAGAAAGCAUUGUUUUGUAUACUCUUUUGUGAAUUAGUAGCCUAGUCUCUUAUCCUCUUUAACUUGGAUUAAAGGUGACAUUCUGCAAGCGGGAGAAUGUUCACAGUAGAUAGCUCAGAUUUAAUGUACACAUUUGAGGAAGAGACUCCUGCAUGAAAUACCAGCAGCAUUUUUAUGAAUAUUUCUUAUAUACAUUAUUUUGUCAUUUUUCAACCCUGUUGCCAAGCACCUCUUCUUUCCUUUUAAUAUAUGCCUGGGUAGGGAAAAAAAAAAAGCAAAACAAAAAAUUGCACUUAUGUUACACUCCUGAAAUGCUGGGUGUAACCUGUGUGUUUCAAGCCACCACACCCAUUCCCCUGUCGUCAGUCCAUUGCUUCAGUGACAAGUGCAGGUGCUUGUGGACAUACUUAUAAAGAGGGGGGAGCAAAAGAAUUACCUGUACUUCAGUAGCCUGUAGCCAUUAUUAUUAUGUGAGAGAAAGGAAGGAUGAAUAGUUGCCAAAGUAAUUUAUUCAGUCCUUAGUUUUCUUCCGUGACAUUACUGCGUCUUCAAAUUGGCAAGCGAGCAGCCUCAGGCUCCAGUACUGCCUUCCCUGCCUGCCGCGGACUUCUGACACGCGGGCCCGCUCUCAGCGUCCACGUGAUUACCUAGAUAAGGUAUUUAUAAGGUAUUCUUGUCAGUUUAGAAGUGGACUGGAUAAAAUUUCCUUUUACUUUGUUGUCAUUAAUAUUGCUCUUUAUCUCAUUUACCCUGUGUUACAUACCCUGUGUUAAAAAAGAAAAUCAUAUUGCCACUGAUAACCAAGAUGCUACAUGAUGAUUACAACUGGCUAAUAAUAAAAUUCUUUUUAUAUACAAGGGUGUGUGCAUUAUUGGAAUUGAUAUGAAAAAUUAAUUUGUAUCCACUUGUGAUAUUGCACAACAUAGAUACCUACAGAUUCUGUUUUCAUUUCCUUGUGAUCUUUAUGAUAAUGACCUUUGUAGAUUGGUUAUUUCUGUACUUUGUUUAUCUGUAAUAAACUUUGUAGAUCCUGUGAAAUGUUAUUUUGCCUAAAUCACUUGAGACUUGAGUCUUUAAUAACAAAGUAUCAAUAUUCACUAAAGUCAAUCUCUUUUGAGUUUCUGUGACUUGGCUAGAAGCUCUUGACACUAAGGUUUUAGUGUUAAAUUUCCCUGGGGGUGUUCCACUAGGGCAUUACUGUAUAAUGACUUGAUGUUGCCACAUAGACUUCAAGAUAUAUGAUAUUUUGGGGAUUUUGUUGGUUGGCCUAUGUUUUAUUGCAUAGUGUGAAACGUGUAAAGCUUGGUUAACCUGUAUAUAGAUAGCUUAUUGUUGACUAGUUAUAGUGUAUUUAGGAUUGCCUGUAAUAUUUAAGCUUCUUACUUCUGUGUGUGCUGGUAGGAACAUAUAAUUUUUGUACAUUAUAUUUACUGAGAUGUCGCCUUUUUUUAUUUUACAAAUACUUUGGAAUCAAAAUGUGUUUUUGCUUCCGUGAGGAUUAAUUUGGAAAGGUUUUUAAUGACAUUCCACUGAUUUCAGAUUUUGCUUGAGAUUGACUUCAAUAAAUUGCCCUGUAUGUUCCAAAUUAAACCCGUGGACUUGUUCAUUGCCUGUAAUUUCUUGCAACAACUCGCUGAGCCAGAAGCCAUCGUGGGAGGGAGGGGACCUCGCAGGUAGCUGAUGACCCAAUUAUCUGUGACAAGCAAGACAAAGUCCUGUAUGAGAGCUAAGUAUAUCUUCCUUCAAAGUGU
Talpa occidentalis (Iberian mole) is the source of this 10775-nucleotide messenger RNA. RefSeq names its product nuclear receptor binding SET domain protein 3 (gene NSD3). Gene Ontology annotation, molecular function: histone H3K36 methyltransferase activity. The transcript is spliced from 24 exons. The coding region runs from base 564 to 4880 and encodes 1438 amino acids. Gene Ontology annotation, biological process: regulation of DNA-templated transcription. Lineage: Eukaryota; Metazoa; Chordata; Mammalia; Eulipotyphla; Talpidae. Gene Ontology annotation, cellular component: nucleus; chromatin. The record is from RefSeq and is a predicted model, not a curated record.